Messenger RNA from Erpetoichthys calabaricus (reedfish), 1964 nucleotides. RefSeq names its product histamine receptor H1 (gene hrh1). Gene Ontology annotation, biological process: chemical synaptic transmission; G protein-coupled receptor signaling pathway, coupled to cyclic nucleotide second messenger. The record is from RefSeq and is a predicted model, not a curated record. Gene Ontology annotation, molecular function: G protein-coupled acetylcholine receptor activity; G protein-coupled serotonin receptor activity. Bases 454 to 1815 code for a protein of 453 amino acids. Gene Ontology annotation, cellular component: plasma membrane; dendrite. Lineage: Eukaryota; Metazoa; Chordata; Cladistia; Polypteriformes; Polypteridae. The transcript has 3 exons.
GUAGAUCAGCAGACUGAAUGUGAGUCCCCUGAUGUCACUUCUGGUUUUGCUAAUGUUGCUCCUGGGUCUGCUGACAUCACCUACGGUUCAAGUGGCUCUGUACCCGCCCCUUCCUGCCAACUCACAAUAUAUCUGCCAUCUUGUUAAUUGUAUUCAGUUUUGUUUUGAACUUUGUUUGUAAAGACUGUUAUUUUCAACGUGCUUACCAAGUAUACGGGGUAGCUACCCCAAAUCUUUAUCUGUGCUUUUUGUGUUAAUUUCACAAUGACGUAGUUGGCAGGAUUUUGCUGGAAAAUUACUAAACAGCAAGACAUUUCUACCAUUAUUAUCAACAUGGCAGCAGAGAUCCAGUCCUUGUGGUUCCAGAUCAAUGAACAGAGGACACAGCUCACCGAGAAUGAGCCCCUGCUGUGGGUAAAACAAAUCCCCAGGAGAAGUUACUGAAAAACCUGCAUGUGUAUUGCAGGGCUCAUCUCUGAACUGUGUACCUCAUGCAUUCCCUUGAUUUCAUCCCUUUUAGAUGCUCCAUACAACAUGGCAGCCACUACAAGCCAGGAUUUUUAUCCUAACAGCACCUUCAAACCUGAGACUAAGGAUGGCAGAUUAAAUUAUGCCCUGCUUGGCCUGAUCCUUGGUUCUGUCGCUUUGCUAACAAUUGUCAUGAAUAUCCUGGUGCUUUAUGCUGUCAAGAAGGAGAGGACCCUGCAUACUGUAGGCAACCUAUACAUUGUCAGUCUGUCUGUUGCAGAUCUAAUGGUAGGUGCCACAGUUAUGCCUCUAAACAUUGUCUACCUACUGGAAAAAGAGUGGAGGCUUGGGCAGCCACUAUGUCAGUUCUGGCUAGUGAUGGACUAUGUGGCCAGCACAGCCUCAAUUUUCAGCCUUUUCAUCUUGUGCAUAGACCGAUAUCGGUCAGUGCGGUACCCUCUCAGAUACUUAAAAUAUCGCACCCGAGCCAGAGCAAGUGCCAUGAUUUCAACAGCCUGGCUGAUCUCAAUGACCUGGAUGAUUCCUAUCUUGGGUUGGCGCACCUUUGCAAAUGUAGAGCUAGCUCCUGAAAGGGAGCUAAAAUGUGACACAGACUUUAGAUUUGUUACCUGGUUUAAGGUGCUCACGGCUGUGCUAAACUUCUAUGUGCCUUCACUAAUGAUGUUGUGGUUCUAUGCUCAGAUAUAUUUGGCAGUGAGAAAGCAUUUCAAGCAGAGAGAGAACAUCAGUGAAACUGGCUUUAAAAUGCUUCCUUGGCAAAAACACAAGUGUAAGGAGAGACCAGCUCCAGAUUUGCUGGAAAAAUAUAGUCUGGAGCAGUUCUUGUAUACCAGGACACUGGAUGAGGACCUUUUGCAGCAGACACAAGAGAACAACAAGGAGAUGACUUACCACCAGAGCCCCCAAGCUGGGUCAGCUUCUGAGCUGGGUGAGCCAGAGGAAGGUGGUAAUGAUGAGGGCAUCCUGAAGCAGGGUGAGAUGGAUAAUGGUGUGCCCUGUCUACAAGCCAAUGGAAAGAAUAUAAAGCAAUCUUGGCAGAGAUUUUGCUCAAGUUCCAAGCAGUACCUGCAGAGCUUACAUAUGCGCAAGGAGCGGAAAGCUGCCAAGCAGCUUGGCUUCAUCAUGGCUGGCUUCAUGCUGUGCUGGAUUCCUUAUUUUGUCACCUUUAUGGUAAUGGCCUUUUGUAAGACAUGCGUUCACCAUGACCUACACAUGUUCACCAUUUGGCUUGGAUACAUCAAUUCAACAUUAAAUCCAUUUAUCUAUCCUCUUUGCAAUGAAAAUUUCAAAAGAACUUUUAAAAGUGUCCUUCACCUUCCAUUCUAAGAACACUGUGCUUAUUUUAACUUUAGCAGAGAUCAAGUUGACUGUGUGUGCAUGUUACUCAGGAAGAUGCUUUUUCAUUUGUAUGAGUAUGUCAUUUUGGCAUAUGCCAUUAUUGCCAUGUUUUUCUUUGAAUGUAAAACUGCAGAGAA